Molecule: messenger RNA, 5205 nt
Organism: Neospora caninum
Lineage: Eukaryota; Apicomplexa; Conoidasida; Eucoccidiorida; Sarcocystidae
Product: Os06g0724500 protein, related
Exons: 17
Coding region: 1-5205 (1734 amino acids)
Biological process (GO): negative regulation of fatty acid biosynthetic process
Cellular component (GO): Cul4-RING E3 ubiquitin ligase complex; cytoplasm
Molecular function (GO): protein binding
Source: RefSeq, a predicted model, not a curated record
AUGGAAAAGAAUCUCUUCUCCCUCAGCCGCGACGCCCGGCGACACCAGACGCCCGGCGGCGUUGCCCACGGCGCGCACUCUGAGGCUUUUCUUUCUCGCCUUACCGACAGACGGAAACUAGAAGGGCACACGGGGUGUGUGAAUCGGCUGGCGUGGCACGACGAAGGCCGCCUCCUCGCCUCUGUGAGCGACGACCGGCAGUGCCUCAUUUGGGAUCUCCAUUCGGAAAAGGCCUCACCUACGGCGACUAUAAAUACGGGGCACUCUCUCAAUGUCUUUGGCGUCGGGUUUCUCAGUGACACGCACGUGGCCACGGGAGCAAUGGACCGUGAGGUUCGCUUGUGUUCGAUCCGCGAAGGCAAUGCAAACUUUGUCUGUCAUUGCCACUCGGGCCGGGUGAAACACCUUGCCACGCUCCCACACUUCUCCCAGAAUCUUUGGUGGACAGCGUCUGAGGACGGCACCGUCCGGCAGUACGACAAACGCGAACUGCACUCGUGCGUCCCUGGCGGCGUCCACGCCCCAAAUGUUCUCAUCAGUCUCCAUCCUCGCGCACGCCCUCGGAGUGCAAGGCCAGCCGUCCGUAUGACCUUUACCCCUCCUCGAGCUCCUGCCUUUUCUUCCUCUGCGUCUGCCUCGGCUUCCUCGCCUUCUCUCGUUCUCUCUUUUCCAGAGACAAGAGAGGGAGAAGAGCACGGCUCGCCCGCCGUCUCUGUUCGGUUGAGGCUGCCGGCGUCGAGGCCCCGCCGCGACCGUCAGGAUGCUGCGUCGUCGCCUCCGUCCGAGUCCGACAGUUCGGAGGGAGACCGACGGCGUGGGAGACGCAGAGAGAGCGACACGGAUGCGCGUUGCCCGCGAGCGUCUUUCACAGCCAGAGGAGAGAGACAUCGAGGGGCUGACGAUUGCCACAGAGAGUUGACCUUGCUGGAUCGGCGAAUGGAUCUGCGCGACCCGCGAUCGGUCCUCACGAAGGACAAACGGCUGUUGAGGGAAGCCUUCUACGAGAUGCAGUUCGCCAGGAAAGGCGGCCCCCGCGGCGCACCUCAGGUGAAGGCCGUUGCCCUCAAUCCGAUGCAGCCUGAAUACAUUGCGAUCGCCGCAAACGAUCCGCUCCUUCGCGUGUACGACCGCCGCAUGCUUUCGCUCAGCAGCGACGGCCAAGGGCGAGGAAGAGCGGCGGCUGAGGACGAUCCCGAGGAGAGAAGAAGACGAGGCCAAGACGUGCGUCAUGCGAUGCCGUGCGAAGUGUAUCUCCCUUCGACUCUGUGGGCAGUGCCUUUUGAGCAUGACCCGCAGUGGGACAGGCGGUUCUCUAGGCUUCUCACGGUCACGCAUCUGAGCUGGUCCCCAGACGGCCGCCGCCUUGGAGCAACAUACAGCGGAGAGCAGGUUUACGUUUUUCCUUUCCUUUCGUCGACGUCCACGCUGGCAUCCCGUUCGACUCCGUCCUACGACUGGAGCCGGUGCGACUUCCACAGCGGAGCGCACGCUCCCGCGGAGACUUCCUGUCCGAUGCCCAGACGCCUGCGACCUAGCGCGGGGCUCUUCUGCGGAGACACGCCGAAGCACUUGGGUGUCUCCCAUGCCGCGCGCACCCCCCGCACAGAGAGCGAGCCUCCGACCGAGCGACGCGGGACUGCAUGCGCUCGCGAAGAGCCAGGGAAUGGGGCCUUCACACUCGGGCCCCGGUUCCGCCUCUCUGCACCAAGCGUCGCACGCAUCAGCAAACACGAGGCGCGCCGCAAAUGCCUGUACGCCGCCGCCGGCUUCUUGACUAGGGAAGAGCAGGAGCAAGUGCUGCCAUCGUCGACGCCGGCUGAAGAGAUCAAAGAGAUGCAGGCCAGCGCCAAUCAACUCUUGAGGAACGGCAAGUACACGCAGGCGAUUGUGAUUCUCACGCGCGCCCUGAACGAAGCGACUCAACCAGAGCUGCGGGUGCCGUUGCUCUGCAACCGCGCUCUGGGCUUCAUCAAGAGAGCAGCCCGAGGCGACGGCCUGGCGGCGGAAAUGGACGCCAUCGAGGCUGCGUGCCUGGCGCCAGAGAAUCCCAAAACGCACUACAGGCGAAUCCAGGCGUUGCGGCUUUCCCUCCGGCCCAUUGCCGCCUUUCGCGCGGCUCGGAAUUCCCUUCAGAGAUUUCCGCAAAUCCCAGACUUUGCGCGGGUCAUGAAGGAAAUCAGCAAAGAGCUCUGCCGCAGCCGCCGAGUCUCGCAGCUCUACGGUUCAUGUAUUCGGCCAUUUCCAGGGCUGCUGUCUCCUUCGCCGCUAAACAGCCCGCGGUAUUUCCGUCCGCCUUCUGAGAGACGAGACGCGCAGGGACAAGGAGCGCAAGGCGAGCGGGGCGCGAGUGCAGAACCCGGAGAAGAGCAGCCGGGACACCAACGCGAGGGCGAAUUGUUUUUCAGCAGAGACGCAGGACGAAGGAACGACGAGCUCCAGGCAGAGCCAAAGGCCGUUUCUGAUACACCUGCGGGAGACAGUAGCGCCUCAGCUUCCUCCGUUUUUUUUCCGCCCUCUUUUUCCUCGUCUUCGUCUGCGUCUUCGCAUGCCUCGGUGGCGGCUCUCGCCAGCAAAGUGCGCGGGACGUGCGAAGCAGGCCGGAUGGCUGCAGUCUCUGACUGGUUGCGUGGCCGUGGUGCUGGAGAGCGACAGGGAGGAGAGGAAGGUUCCAGAGGAUGCUGGGGUCCAGAGAGAGACAAGAGCGAGGAGCGGCAUGCAGCGAGAGAUGUUCUCAGUCAGCACUGUAAACCGAGCGCGUCCCCGGGUUGUUCCCUUGGUGGAGACGCACACGGAGAUGGCACCGAUGCCGGGAGAGAAGGCGAGCGGGAGGCGAGAAUCACCGGGAUCAAGGACGACAAAUCACUUCUCCAAACAGGCGACCGAGAAUGUCGGGAAACGAACCACGGAGACAGCGUAUCCCAGGCGCAGCCGCCCAGCCACACACUCGAUUCGACAUCCUCUUCCUCUUCGACGUCUUCCUCUUCGACGUCUUCCUCGUCUCUUUGCUCGUCUGGUUCUGCUGUCUCUACCUCUGGGGCUGCUGCGUCCUCUGCUGCGUCGCCUUCGCGAAGCGAGAAGAGAGAGAUGCGGAUGAAGCAGUGUGAAAAGGAUAUGGCGAAUUUGAUGUCGAUGGCGUUUGCGUAUCUGGAGCACUCCGAGGAGGCCACCCAGCCGCUGUGGGUCCAUCCGGCCGUGGGAUUCUCGUAUCGCUGUCGGAUUCCUGGCUGGCAAGGCUGGCCUUCUCUGUCUCUGCUGAGAAGGUUGAUGCGCAGCAAGUGCCGCGCUCGGCUCAUGGCGAGGAAGGAGCGCCCGAAGCUUAUCGAGGAAGGUGAAGAGAGUGAAGACCAGGAGGGCGGACGCGGAGAGUGUGGGAAGAGCAGGCGAGGCUGGGACGCAGGCAGGAGAGCUCGCGACGGAGGAGAGGCACACGAAGCGCAACCGAAAGGCGAGGAGGAGGGCGGCCACGACCACGGUCUUUGCAGAAACAGGCGUGGACGACACAAACGGCACGCCUCGCGCAGCUCGCCUCAGAACUCGCCUCUCUCGGCUGCCUCCAGAUGUGGAGCCCCCACGCGUCGGGCGGUAGCUGCAGAGCUAGAAACUCACAGACAAUGCGACUCCGACAGAGACAUCAAACGCGAAAGUGGGGCGAGCGCACGCCGAACCUCAAAACGCCUACGGCGUGGUCCUUCUGGUGAUUCCACUUCCUCCUCAGCUUCGUCUGGGGACGCACCUGGCAGGACAGCCGCCUCUAGGGCGAAUGCGGGCGACGUCAAACCCGAAAAGAGAGCUCCCCCGCGGGACACGUCGCGCCCCGACGCGCUUGGCCUGGCGCGGCGCGCGUCCUUCUCGCCGCUGGCCUCGCUCGACGAAGAGGCGAGCUUCGAGUCCUCGUCGGACUCGGACGGCUUCGCCCUGGAGAACUACAACUCAGACGUCGCGCUCGACGAGUACUGUCACCUCUGCUCAGGCGGCGAAGACGCCCAUAGCGGCCCAGACGAAGGCUCCAACUCGGACGCUUCCGGCGGGUUGCCGCGUGGAGCUCAGCGAUCUACCGAGCAGCAUCGCGCCGAACCGGGGGGGAGGCACGCCGAAACCAGCGGCUCGGAAUCUGCCGCAGAGCCUCGCGCAGGUGCGGGAGACCUUUCGCGCGGCGGAGGCGAGGAGACACCGGAGACGCCUCCUGGCGAGGCGCGAACGGAGACGCCUCCUGGCGAGGAGCAAACGGAGACGCUUCCUGGCGAGGCGCGAACGGAGACGCCUCCUGGCGAGGAGCAAACGGAGACGCUUCCUGGCGAGGCGCCGAGGGACACACGACCCGGCUGCGCUCCAGGAGGCGGCGGGGCGGCAGGUGCCGACCCGGAGUGGGGGCCGAGGGGCGGGAGGAGCGUCGUCGAGUCAGAGGACACAGGUGAAGCAGCGAGGGGGGAAGAUGAUGGAGGCCGCGGGUCUGAAGGUGACGCGCGAGGGGAGCGGACAGGCGUGUCAGGGAGCGAAGAUCCGGGCGACAGCCAGGACAGCGAUGAAGAUGAUCUCGAAGAGUUUCGAUCUUCCUCAUCCGACGAUUCGUGGCCGAGCGCGAGUGACGAAGAGGCGUCGGGCGAGCCCCGGCGUGGGUACUUUUGGGACGACAGCGACGACGACGUGUGGGCGGACAUCGACUCCAUGCACGCGGUCGGCGCCGCUCCCGGACCCUGGCGCAGUCGCUUUCGCACAGCUCGCGAGGCCGAGCAGCAGCUUCUGGACGCUAACUGGAUGCCUACGCCGCACGUUGGCCGAUUCGUGGGGCACUGCAACGCCGCCACAGAUAUAAAAGAGGUCGCGUUCUGGGGAAACGACCACGUCUUAGCCGGCAGCGAUGACGCCUCCGUCCUUGCGUGGCGAAUGUACGAUGGCGAAGUUGUCAACAUCUUGCGAGGACACGAGAGCCACGUGAACUGCGUGGCAGUUCAUCCUCACGGAGCAUGCAUCGCCACCAGCGGAAUCGACGAUUUCAUCAAAAUCUGGACUCCUGAAGGAGGCGCACCAUUCCUACUCGACGAAGCAGCGGAAAAGAUUUUGAGAGGCAACCAGGAUCUGAUGGACGAGGAGAAUGCAUCGGCGCGAAGUCUCUUCACGUUUCGCCCUGGGAUCCUUCGGCAUUUGUUUGCAGCGAUGGACCGACCCGGCGAGGGCGACCGGGAACCCACGUGCAACAUCCAGUGA